Molecule: messenger RNA, 1092 nt
Organism: Bradysia coprophila
Lineage: Eukaryota; Metazoa; Arthropoda; Insecta; Diptera; Sciaridae
Gene: cold
Product: coiled
Source: RefSeq, a predicted model, not a curated record
UGACGUUUUUGACACAUUGCAUUCAUUCCAACAACAUUUUGUAUACUUUUAACAAUUUUAAUUUAAUUUUUGACGAAAAUGGCAACGCCAAACUACAUUUUAUACUUCUUCGUUGUUUCAUUGCUGUGGAGCACAUGUUCGGCGCUUGAAUGUUACGUUUGCUCCAAUCAAACCGACAAUGCCGAGAAAUGCCUAAACACAAUAAAAACUUGCGAGCAAGGCGAAGAUGUAUGCUUAUCCGAAAUUCGGUGGGGUAGUCAGCCUUACUUUUCACAAGGUGCGUUAAAGCAGUACUACGUUUCCAAAAGAUGUUCGACAAAGCAAAUGUGCACCAAAAUUCGAAAUCGUUACAUGAGAUACUGUACACACAUUUGGUAUGAGGACUGGACAUGUUCGGAAUGUUGCCAGGGAGAUCGCUGCAAUUACUACAUCAUCAGUGGAAGUACGAAAUUCUUGGUCUCAACGGUCGCUCUACUAGCAGUGUCCAUAGCUGUAGUUCUUCAAAAGAUAUUUUAAAAACUGUAAGUUUUGUCGUGUAAUGUUUAAGAGGUUUUCUGUGCGACACCGUGAAAACCGUGCUGUAAUUUACAUUCCGUCCAUAGUUUUAUGACAUCAGUCACCAUUAGGUAGGUCUAAAUGUUUUUUUUGAUGAGUAUAGUUAAGUGAAUCUCAUUUGUGACUGACGACGAAUUGACAUUUUUUGUAACAAAAUCGUGAAACUUUUGAAAGGGGUCGUUCAUGAGCUGAUUCUCUCCUAUCCACGAAAGUGGACGAGUGUAAGAUUAGAUUCCAGAAACAAUUCACCUCUAAGGUCAUUCUUUUAAAUUAGCGAACAUUUAGUCAACCGAUAAACAAAAUUGAAAUUUUUAAUGGGAGAGGUGACUCAUGCACUGACUCCAAUCGAAUUAAGUUCAUAAAUUGAGAUUCGUGAGUCGUUUUUUUCCAAAUUCAUUAAGCACAAAACAUUCCGUCCAGCAAAUUCAAAAUAAUUUUAGAAUUGUAAAUAAGAACCGUUUUUUGUACGAUUACCAUCAACAGACCCAGAUCUGUUCAAGUAAAUAAAAAGAAAAAUUUUACAUGAAAAUUAAUUUC